GGCAAGAACGAGGAGGUGCAGCGCGUGUUCCUGGCAAUGAAGCGUCUGGACAAGGCGAGAGAGAACUCCAGCCCCGCAGAAUUCGAAGAUUGGUGCGUCACGUGCAGGGCGAGCGAGAUGCAAACCAAGCAAGGAGGAGCACCACAGUCUCGCCUGGCCUUCAACUUCGACGGACACUGCCCCGUGGGGUUAUCUGUCGUACAGGAGCAGGAACUUGCAGAGAAGAAGUACCACCCGCAGGAGAUCAAUACGGCGGACGGCUACACUUGGGUGACUGCGAACAGAGUCAUACGGCUGGCAUUGCGCUCAACUGGACUGACGAAGCCUCCAGGCAAGGCCCCUGUGGGUGGCCUGGCCUAUGCGAUGCGCAACAGCUAG
Molecule: messenger RNA, 378 nt
Organism: Prorocentrum cordatum
Lineage: Eukaryota; Dinophyceae; Prorocentrales; Prorocentraceae
Source: the annotation of a GenBank genome assembly